AUGUUUGACAAGCCAUUCAAUCGGAAAGAUCAACAUGAAAGUAAUUGUUACAAUGAAAAGACCAGUUUUAGUCGUUCGAAAGGUGAUGUAGCAAGUCAAAUCAGCAAUGUUAAUGAUUCUGACGAGUCUCGUACAAGUACAACGUUUCAUAACUCAUCGAUUCGUGCUGGUUUCACUAUUGGUGGUCGCAUGCAUCCAGGUCUUCGAGGUCCAUACAGAGGACAAUCUAGAUCAGGUGUUCAUGAUAAUCGUGGUGGUAGUCGUGGUAGAAGUAGCAAUAGAUGUUUCAAAUGUAAUAAACCUGGUCAUUUUUGUCGUGAGUGUCCUGAAGAAAGAAAACCUCGUAAUAGCGAUGGCUUCCGCAAUUCUAAUGUUAGAAGAAAUAAUAAUCGAGUUUCUGAUGAUAUUUUCAAUCAACCUGAUGAUCAUCCAAUGGAACAUUAUAUUUCAUCACCUGCACCGACAACUGAAGAUGAUAUAUUUAUUGAAGCAAUAAAAAUGGAUGAAGACUUUGAAAAAUAUUCUAUAAUACAAAUUCGUUCUACACCGUUAGACAAAGUGAAACCAAUUAAAUUAAAUGAAGAGGCUAAUCUUGACAUACAAGUUCUAUCAAAUAUUCGUCUUGCUCACUUUGAAGAUCUAACAGCUAUUCAACGUUAUAUACUACCUUGUAUUCGACAACGAGAUGAUUUAUUGGUUUGUGUUCAAAUUGAAUCUAAUAAAUCAGCUCCUUUUAUUUUACCAAUUAUUUCAAAUUUACUCGAAUGUCAUGCCAAUGAAUUAUCUAAUAGAGAAUAUCCGCCGUCACCACUUUGUCUUAUUGUAUCACCUACAUGUGAACUUGCUUUAAAAACAGAACGUGAAGCAAGAAAAAUCACAGAUCGAACUGCUGUGGUACCAUGUUCUGUUGCUGAUGGUCACGAUAUGUUUACUGCAUCGGAUCGUCUUCAAGAAGGUUGUCAUAUUCUAUCUGCAACUAUCGGUCAUCUUAAAGACAUAGUGAAAAAAGGCCAAAUUUCACUAAAAAAAGUGAAAUAUCUCGUUAUAGAUGAAGCUGACCAAAUGUUAGAUGCAGAUUUGGAAUCUGAUAUACGCAAAUUAGAAAGUCUUGGUUUAUCAUCAAAAGAAGAACGUAUUACAUGGAUAUUUUCCGCAACAUUUUCUAAUGAAUUACAACAAUUAGCAAAAUAUUUCCUUCGUGAAGAUUAUAUUUUUUUCUAUGAUAGUACGAAUGCUGAUGUAGCACAUACAAUUGAAGAAGUACCACUUACAAAGAAACAAGAUCGUCUUUUUCAAUUACUCGAACAAAAUCUUAAAUCUGGAUGUUGUCUGAUAUUUGUUGAAACACAGCAAUCAGCUGAUGAUGUUGGUGUAUUACUUUCACAAAAAGAUUUCAUGAAUAUAAUAAUCCAUGAAAAUCAAACACAUCAACAACGAAAUGAAGCUCUAGAACAAUUUACAAAUGGAAAAUGUCGAAUACUUAUUGCAACAUUUGUUGCUGCUCAUGAUUUAUAUUUUCGUUUUAUUGAUUUUGCUAUUAAUUAUGAUUUACCAGAUACAAGUGAUUUUUAUAAUCAGCGCCAUGCUGGUCAUUGGGGUAAAUCUAUAUCAUUUUUUGACCCGGAUCGAGAGUCUGAUAGAAAAAUUGCUCUUGAAGUUAUACUAAAAUUAUGCCAAGCUGGUCAGGCAAUACCAGAAUUUCUUAUAAAAUAUGUUGAUGUUGGUACUAUUGAAUUUUAUCAUGAUGACCAUAGUUCGACGAAUAGUAAUGUUCACGUAGAAAAUAAUGAUUUAGAUCGUCAGCAUCAAACAAGUGGUCCUAUUGGUAGUACAGCUUCCACUAAUGCAGCUACUGAAGAUUGA
This is a messenger RNA of Rotaria sp. Silwood1, 1863 nucleotides long. The record is from the annotation of a GenBank genome assembly. NCBI's taxonomy places the organism in Eukaryota, Metazoa, Rotifera, Eurotatoria, Philodinida, Philodinidae.